This is a messenger RNA of Odocoileus virginianus texanus, 3195 nucleotides long. It is a transcript of the gene SLC22A7, whose product is annotated as solute carrier family 22 member 7. Lineage: Eukaryota; Metazoa; Chordata; Mammalia; Artiodactyla; Cervidae. The record is from RefSeq and is a predicted model, not a curated record. Gene Ontology annotation, molecular function: transmembrane transporter activity. Gene Ontology annotation, biological process: transmembrane transport. Gene Ontology annotation, cellular component: membrane.
UCUGUCUCUCCCGCCUCCAGAGUCCAAGGGUUCAAGUGGUGGGUGCUUUGAGCUGUGCUAGGCAUUAUAGAGGGAGUCCGCACAGGAGAAGGUUGGUGGAUAAGCAGCAUGGGAUUCGAGGAGCUGCUAGACAAGGUGGGCGGCUUUGGGCCCUUCCAGCUGCGGAAUGUGGCUCUGCUGGCCCUGCCCCGGGUGCUGCUACCCAUGCACUUCCUCCUGCCCAUCUUCCUGGCUGCCGUGCCGGCCCACCGCUGUGCCCUGCCUGGAGCCCCUGACAACUUCAGUAACCAGGAUGCAUGGCUGGAGGCCCACCUGCCCCGGGAGCCUGACGGCAGGCUCAGCUCUUGCCUCCGCUUCACCCAUCCGCAGGCCCUCCCCAACAGCACGUUGUGGGAAGGUGGGCAGAACCCUGGGGAGCAACCAGAGGGUGAGCCCUCCACAGUGCCCUGUCCUCAGGGCUGGGAGUACAACCACUCGGAAUUCUCCUCCACCAUUGCAACUGAGUGGGACCUUGUGUGUGAGCAGAAAGGCCUAAACAAAGCCACUUCCACCUUCUUCUUCGCCGGUGUGCUGGUGGGGGCCGUGGUCUACGGAUACCUGUCUGACAGGUUUGGGCGGCGCCGCCUGCUACUGGUGGCUUACGUGAGCUCCCUGGUGCUGAGCCUGGCGUCUGCAGCAUCGGUCAGCUACAUCAUGUUUGUCAUCACUCGCACCCUCACUGGCAUGGCUCUGGCUGGCUUCACCAUCAUUGUGAUGCCACUGGAACUGGAGUGGCUGGACGUGAGACACCGGACCGUGGCAGGUGUCCUGAGCAGCACCUUCUGGACAGGGGGUGUGAUGCUGUUGGCACUAAUCGGCUACCUGAUACGGGAUUGGCGAUGGCUUCUACUGACUGUCACCCUGCCUUGUGCUCCAGGCAUCCUUACCCUCUGGUGGGUGCCUGAAUCUGCCCGCUGGCUUCUGACCCAGGGCCGUGUGGAAGAGGCCCACAGGUACCUGCUCCACUGUGCCAGGCUCAAUGGGCAGCCUGCGGGUGAGGACAGCCUGAGCCGGGAGGCCCUGAACAAAGUGGCUGCCGCAGAGCGGAUGGUCCGAAGACCCUCGUAUUUAGACCUGUUCCGGACACCACGGCUGCGAUACAUCUCACUGUGCUGCAUGGUGGUGUGGUUUGGAGUGAACUUCUCUUACUACGGCGUGAGCCUGGACGUGUCGGGACUGGGCCUGAACGUGUACCUGACGCAGCUAGUGUUCGGGGCCGUGGAACUGCCCUCCAAGCUGCUGGUCUAUCUGUCGGUGCGCCACGCGGGACGCCGCCUCACGAUGGCGGGAACGCUGCUUGGUGCCGCGCUCGCUUUGGGCUUCAGGCUACUGGUGUCCCCCGAGAUGAAGUCCUGGAGCACCGCCUUGGCGGUGAUGGGGAAAGCUUUUUCUGAAGCUGCCUUUACCACUGCCUACCUGUUCACGUCAGAGUUGUACCCUACCGUGCUCAGGUCUCACCAAAGAAAACGGGUUGCUGACAACGCGGGCAGGUCCAGCUCAUGGCUCCGCUCUGAGCUGCAGGCGCCGCACAGUGUAGAGGCAAGUCAGCCGGGGCCCAGUUCCCGCCCCCUCUACUGGCCCCGCCCACGGCUUGGCCCUGAGCCUCUUAGGGCGGAAUCGGCUGCUGCUUGGUUCCAACCGGCAGACAGAAAUUUAGACCCACUCCACCUGGGGAACGCAGACGACUUUUACUUCCAACAACUGUCUGGGACCAGUGGACAGGAGAGAAGGCUCUGAGGCUAAACUGGGAGGGGACGGAGUAAUGAGGACGCCUGGAAAGGUGGCACUAGUUUCUGGCUUGGUAAAGAGGGGAAAACUGUUCACAGUGUAGACGCCAGGAAAACACUAUAAUUUCCCCGCAGUGAGGAGGUAGGCAUUCUUUGAAAUGGUUUAAUUUUGCCUCAUCAGUAGCAGAUGGUUAAGAACGGAAUCCAGAGCUCAUCUCUGUUGAGCAAAUUACUCAACUUAACUUUCCUUCAGGCAAAUUACUUAACUUUCCUCUGCCUCCAUUAUUUUUUUAAAAAAUUGGAAGAUAAUUGCUUUAUAUUAUUGUGUUAGUUGCUGCCAUAAAUCACCAUGAAUCAGCCGUAGGUACACAUAUGCCCCCUCCCUCUUGAACCUCCCCCAACAACCUCCCACCCCAUCCCACACCUCUGAGCUAUCACAGAGCACCAGAUUUGAAUCCCUGCCUCAUACACCAAAUUUCCAGUGGCUAUCUAAUUUUACAUAUGGUAAUGUAAAUGUUUCAGUGCUACUCUUUAAAUUUGUAAAAAUAUGGAAUGGUUCUCCAAUUUGCGUGUCAUCCUUGCACAGGGGCCAUACUAAUCUCUGGAUGGUUCCAAUUUUAGUGUAUGUGCUGCCAAAGUGAGCACCUGCCUCCAUUCUUAUCUGUACAAUGAGCAGUGAAAUAAAUUUCUCCCUCAUAGGAUUGUGGUGAGAAUUACAUAAGUUAAUACGUGCAAAGUGCUCAAACAGCACCUGGUACCUAAAUGCUAUAAAGUGAUAACUAUUAUUAUGAUAGAUCCCAUAAUGAAUUAAAAACUCUUAGUCUAGAAGCCCCAAAACGUGGUCAAAACAUGGCUUGCUCGAAAAAUUAUAAUGCUUAUUAAAUUUAAAAGUAUAAUUCAAACAACAAUUACAUAUUCCUAAUUUAGUUUAAGAUGUUUUAGUAUUUGUUAAAAGUAGUCCAGCAAUGCUUCAAAGGACAGUUCAAAGAAAUAUAAACCCACAAAAUGAAAGAAAGUAUUUGCAAACUUAUAUCUGAUAAGGAUCUUGUAAUCAGAAUAAAGGACUUUUAUGACCUAACAAUAAAAAGACAACCCAAUUAAAAACUGGGAAAACUGGGAAAAGAAUUUGAAUAGACAUUUUUCCAAAGAAGAUAUACAAAGGUUAACAACAUAUGAAAUGAUGCUCUACAUCAUUUGUCAUUAGGGAAAUGAAAAUCAGUACCACAAGGAGAUAUUAUUUUAUACCUACUAAAUGGCUAUCAUAAAAAAAUGAGUGUUAGUGAGGAGGUGGCAAAACUGGACCCCUCAUAUAAUGUUGAUGGGAAUGUAAAAUGCGUAGACCUUUGAAAAAUAGUCGGGCAAUUCUUCAAAAAGUUAAACUCAGAGUUACCAUCAGUUCAGUUCAGUCUCUCAGUCAUGUCUGACUCUU